This is a messenger RNA of Gossypium arboreum, 826 nucleotides long. Its product is annotated as basic leucine zipper 43-like. Bases 25 to 597 code for a protein of 190 amino acids. The record is from RefSeq and is a predicted model, not a curated record. NCBI's taxonomy places the organism in Eukaryota, Viridiplantae, Streptophyta, Magnoliopsida, Malvales, Malvaceae. The transcript has a single exon. Gene Ontology annotation, biological process: regulation of DNA-templated transcription. Gene Ontology annotation, molecular function: DNA-binding transcription factor activity.
AGCCACCUUAAAUAUUGAAUCCAAAUGGAAGUGCCUGGAUUUGAUGUUGAUCGUGAUCCUCAACCCCAUGGUCAUAGAAGCCUGAUUCAAAGCUUGUUUGCUUUCUGUCCUUCACAGAAAGCAUUAACAACCUCUGCAACUCACAUAAACAUGGAGUCCUGGGAUGGAAACUCGUCAUCUUCUCAACAUCCCGAUUCAGGUAUUUUCUCCCACAGAUUAUCACCCAACACUCAAAUCCAUCUUUUCUCACCCAACCCCAGCAAUGAAGAUGAGGGCAGAGUGUGUCAAGCAAGCAUUGUGGUGGAUGAAAAGAGGCUGAGGAGAAUGAUAUCCAACAGGGAAUCUGCAAGGAGAUCCAGGAUGAGAAAGAAGCAGCAAAUCGAAGAGCUUCAAUCACAGGUUAAUCAACUUCAAACAAUUAAUGGUCAGCUUUCGCAAAAGUUGAUCAAUCUGUUGGAAAACAAUCAUGAGAUCCUCCAAGAAAAUGCUCAGCUCAAAGAGAAAGUUUCUACUCUACAUAUGGUGCUUUCUGACGUGUUUGCACCUCUCAGGAAUUCGGAUGAUUCCUCCUCCAUGAAACCUAAAUCAGCUUCUUAGAGAUGCUAACAUCUAAACUGGGGUGUGUUUAUACAUAUACAUAUAACAACUUGUGAGGUUAAAAUGGAUGAUGAACUAGUUUUGGAGCAGUCCUAUGGCUCUGGGUUGGUGCUUUUGUUAAUGUAACUUUAUGUAAAUAAAUCGUUACAGGCUUCAAUGGAUUACAUGAAUAAGACACACACACAUAUAUGUAUAUCAAAUAUACGUGUAAUGAACUUUUCAGAUGGCA